Messenger RNA from Petromyzon marinus (sea lamprey), 1536 nucleotides. The record is from RefSeq and is a predicted model, not a curated record. Lineage: Eukaryota; Metazoa; Chordata; Hyperoartia; Petromyzontiformes; Petromyzontidae.
AUGUCGGUCUUCUGGUGCCCGCGUCCACUGGGGACGCCAUCGCGCUCCCCACGUGCCACGUUAGAACAGGGCCGAGAGCGCUUCUCCUCCUGGGCCCCGCGGGUGCCCCUCCCCGCUUCCCGGUUCCGUGCGGCGCCAGGCGGCUCGCGGCGGCAACGCCAGAGGUCGGUGGUGGUGGCGUUGGCAGAGGGCCGAGGUAUCGCUCGGGGCGAGGUUGGCCUGGCCAGCACCGACCUGCGCUGCCCCGAGCUGGUCCUGUGUCAGUUCCCCGACAGCCAGCCCUACGUCAAGGCGAUCACCAAGCUGCAGGUGCUACGCCCACUGGAGGUGGUGAUGCCCCACACGGCCUGCAACCCAAACGCCAGCAAAAUGUUCACCCUGCUGAGGGACUACUUCCCUGAGGCCCACGUGACCACGGUGCUGAGGAAAUACUUCAACGAUGAGCGGGGCACGGACGCCGUGCGGAGGCUCUGCGUGCCCCACAUGGCCACCGUGCUCAUGGACGUGCAGGGGAAAUACUACUGCCUGGCUUCGCUGGCGGCACUGCUGCAGUAUGUGGAGUUCAUCCAGGGCGUGGUGCUCACCCCGGCCUCCGUCCGCGUCUCCUUCUGCGGCAGUGAGCGCACUGCCAUGAUCGACGGCACCACGGCCGCCAACCUGGAGCUGCUGCGCAACUCCCACGACCCCCGGAGCUCCCACUCGCUAUUCGGGGUGCUCAACUACACGAGGACGCGUGGAGGAGCGCGCCGGCUCAGAGCCAACAUCCACGAGCCGCUGGUGGAUGAAGAGAUGCUCAGAAGCCGUCUCGACUGUGUGGAUGAGCUGAUGCAGGAAGACAACUUCUAUAGAGUGCAGGCCGCUAUCAGUCAGUUUCUGAAUGUAGACCACCUGCUCUCAAUGCUGUUUCUAAUCCCUAAGACAGAGACGUUGAGAACUGCUGAGUCUAAGAUCAACUACGCCAUCCACCUCAAGCAUGUCCUGGAGUUGGUGUCUCCACUGCAGCGAGCGCUCAGCCCCUGCAAGACUCCACUGCUGACAGCCUACCAGAGCUCCCUGUUGGACUGCAGGUUCCCUGCGAUCCUGGGCAAGCUGCGCACGGUGCUGACCGACGAUUUGCCCUUCCGCAAGGGCAACCUCCUCUCGGCCAGGACACGGCGCUGCCACGUCGUGCGCCCCGGCCUCAACGGCUUCCUGGACCUCGCUCGGCGCAUCCUCUCCGAGGCCGUCGGAGACAUCGAAGAGAUCAUCAAACAGCUCUCCGAGAUUCACAACCUGCCCAUUCUCUCUCUCCCAGAGAUCAUCAAACAGCUCUCCGAGAUUCACAACCUGCCCAUGUCCAUGAGCUACAGCGCCGUGCGUGGCUUUUACAUCCAGACGUCCGCUCACUCCCUGCAGCCCGAACAGCGUCUGCCAGAGGUCUUCAUCAAGGUGAGCAAACGUGGGAACCUUCUCAGCUACACCACCAUGGACCUCAUGAGGCUGAACUGCCGCAGCCAGGAGGCCGUGAAGGAGAUCUACCUCAUGUCCAACGUGUGA